This is a messenger RNA of Scophthalmus maximus (turbot), 3770 nucleotides long. It is a transcript of the gene basp1, whose product is annotated as brain abundant, membrane attached signal protein 1. The record is from RefSeq and is a predicted model, not a curated record. Bases 389 to 1036 code for a protein of 215 amino acids. NCBI's taxonomy places the organism in Eukaryota, Metazoa, Chordata, Actinopteri, Pleuronectiformes, Scophthalmidae. The transcript has 2 exons.
GGGGGAACAGUUGGAUCGUGUGUGUGUCUGCUCCGCGUUGCUUUCGCGUGUGUGCGCACGGACGCACGCACGGACGCGCGGCGGGUGCGUGCGUGUGCGCGCAGGCGGAGGAUCGCUGAGCCGAGCCGAGUCCAACCGUCGUGGAGCAGGCACAAGCCGCGAGGCGCGCAGGAGGAGCCGCGAAGCCACGAGCACCCGUCCACACAGAGACAAGAACAAGAACAACAAGAACAAGAACAAGAAGAAGAACAGAAAAAACAAAAGACAUUUUACAAGAAGCGGCGACUUGGAAGCGCGAGGAGAGAGAGAGAGAGAGAGAGAGAGAGAGAGAGAGAGAGAGAGCGAGCGAGCAGCGGAAGUUCAGUGUCCACGAAGCCAGAGAUCGAAAAUGGGAGGCAAGCUCAGCAAAAAGAAGAAGGGGUACAACGUGAACGAUGACAAGGCCAAAGACAAGGACGCCAUAGUGGAGGGGGCCUCUACCGAGGAGAGCGAAGCUCCGAAGGACAACAAAGACGAGGCCCAGGCUGCCGAUGCCAAGGAAGUAGCAAACGACACGGCGGCCAAGGAGGCGCCGGCAGCGGACGCCGCGGCGGCCAAAGACGAGGAAAAGAACGCAGCUCCCGCCGCAAAGGAGCCCGAGAAGCCCGCCGCCAACGCCGAGCCGAAAACGGAGGCGGCGAAGAGCGCGGAGCCCGCCAAGGCCGAGGAGAAACCUGCCGCCCCCGCCCCGGCCAAAGAGUCGGCCCCCGCCGCCAAGGAGCCCGAGGCCAAGGCCGCGGCGCCCGCCCCGGCAGCCGACAGCAAAGACGAGGCCGACGCCAAAAAGACUGAGGCCCCCGCGGCACCAGCAGCCAAAGCCGAGGCAGCCCCCGCUGCCUCCCCUGACCCCAAGCCUACAGAGGCGGCGGCGCCGGCAAAGGAGGCCGCCGCUGCCGCCACCGCACCUAGUUCAACACCAGCCGCCGAACCUCCGGCCAAGGAGGCGAACGCCACAGAGGCGCCGAGCAAGGAUCAAACCGUAGCAGUUCAAGAUUAAUGGACAGCUCCUUUUCGGAAAUGAAAAAAAAAUGAAAAAAUGAAGUACCUAACUCAACGACGAUGAAGAAAAAAAGAAAAAAAUGGAAAAGAAAUUAACUAGCCCCGCCCACAUUAUGAUAAUAAUAACAAUAAUAAUAAUAAUAAUUGUAAUGAUGAUGAUUUGUUGAAUGACGACGGACUGGAGCAACCACCGGGGGGAAGUGUUUCCACCGCUGCGGACGAUUAUUGCUUGUUAUUAUUAUUGUUAUGUUUUACUCUAUUUUUUUUCUGCUGUAGUAUUUGAACUUUGAUACGAGUCUGUGUCGGCUUCACCAUCUCACAUCCAUCAUCCUCCAUCAUCAUCAUCCGCUCAUACCCGGUCCAGAGGUUUCACCCGGCGCUCAGGGGGACGACCGGGAACAAAUCUAAAUUUGGGGAAAUGGAUCUGGGGGAAGAGGAGGGGGCGGGGUUUAAAGAAAUCUCUUUCCCAGCUGGACUUCCAUCGAUCCGUCCACACUUCAUCUCUCCUCCCUCGCUCGUCCUCAGCGUCGUGUUCUGGCCUCGGGCCUGGUACCUGCUCGUUCUCUGGUGCCGUGCAGCUCUGGUUGUGUCCAUCCGCCCCGUCGCUCUUUGGUAUCGUCGAGUUGUGUCGUUGCACCUUUCCCCCCCCUCUUGCGACCCUUCUUCUUUUCCGACGACUAAACUUCUCCGGGGAGUUUACGUUCACGUCGCGAGGACCGAGAACCUUCGGGCUUUCUAAGACGUGUUCGGAGGCUUUGCAGAGAAAAACACAUUCUCAGACACAAAACAGUCGUAGGAGUUUUUCAGAUGAGAUUCUAGAUUUUGUACUGAAACCCUUAGGUAUAUUGCUAGAGGACUAAGUGGUUUUUUAAACAUUUGUAAUACGCUUAUUUAAAAAACCUGCAAAGCCUCGCGGAAGAGACGACGUCGCCGGCGUUCUUAGAAAGGUUCGAAAUCUCUGAUCCCUGCGUCCAAAUCUGAAGACAAACUCUUUGCAGAUUUUUUCAGAUUUGGUUUGACACAUCGACUCUCUGACCACGAGUUCACACGAGACGGUGUGAACUCGCCGAGAAAACCAAGAAGGUGACGUUUGCUGCACCGACGGCAGGAAGGAGCUCGACUGGCUCUUCAGCUCUUUCCUGCGACUGAAUAUGACCAAAUCCUUCACUUGUAAAAAGUGAAAAUAUGACAAAGGAAGAGAGACAUUUGUACAUUGGACUUCAGUCGAGAGAACAUUUUUGAAUUCAUCCCUAAAUUCAAAUUUUGUUGGAUUUGGGAAUUUAAAUUUGAGAAUUUCCAUCUACCGUGAAACCACGUCGGACGGGACGGGAGCGACUGCGUGGCGCCGCUGCUUGGCCCGGGGAAAACCAUCAGAACCCUCAGCACCAUCAGAACCAUCAGCACCAUCAGAACCAUCAGCACCAUCAGAACCCUCAGCAACAUCAGAACCCUCAGCACCAUCAGAACCAUCAGCACCAUCAGCACCAUCAGAACCCUCAGCACCAUCAGAACCAUCAGCACCAUCAGAACCAUCAGAACCAUCAGCACCAUCAGAACCAUCAGAACCCUCAGCACCAUCAGAACCAUCAGCAACAUCAGAACCAUCAGAACCAUCAGCACCAUCAGAACCAUCAGAACCAUCAGCACCAUCAGAACCAUCAGAACCCUCAGCACCAUCAGAACCCUCAGCAACAUCAGCACCAUCAGCACCCUCAGAACCAUCAGCACCAUCAGAACCAUCAGCACCAUCAGCACCAUCAGAACCAUCAGAACCAUCAGAACCAUCAGAUAGCACUGGGUCUGUGCUGUGGUCCCACGUUUCUGUGGCAACCGUGCUGUCGUUAUGGGAUGGCAAAAGCUACAUGAAAGGGAGACUCUGAUUUUCAUGCCUCAUGCAUUCUUCUUUUUCCUUUUCUGGAAUAUAUAUAUAUAUCACAAAUACUCUCUGAACAUAGAGCAGUGGAGGGGAAAGUACUGAAGUCAAGAAAAGGUAAAUGAAAAGGAAUGAAGAGCACGGGAGGAACGGCAGAUUGAAAGAAAGGAGAUAUGUAGAAACAAGGAUGUAAGGAAAGAAGUAAAACAAGAGAAGGAAAAUAAAUUUGGGGAAAAUGACAAGAAACAUCUGUGAUAUCUCAUAAUCUCUAAGACAAUCUGAAUUUACCAUUGAAGCCGAUUUCAAGUGACAAAAUUGAGGAACACAAAAUUGUGUUCAACUACGUCACUUUAGCAAAAUGUACUUUCCUACAUUCCACGUUUGCAUAUACGUAUAGAGGUGUAUAUGUGUUUAUAUAUAUAUUCGCUCAUCUCAGCCAUUUCAACGUUUUUUUGUUUCAUCCGCCCGACGCGCAGCGUUUUCCUCGCCGCACUCAAAACCGUAGCAGAGACAAAGACUCGGGAGCGUUGUCGCGCGGGUUCAUUCGGUUUCCUCGUCCUCUCUUGACUCGGUGAAUUGCAUGUCCGUGGUUGGGUGAACCUGUAGUCCUGUCUUUUUUGGUCAAGUGGAAAAAAAAAUGAAUAAAAAAAAAUUUAAAAAAUAUAAUUCUCAAGUCUGCAUCCAUGGCAACUGCGGUCAAUAUUUUCAUCCCAUGUGUCACCGCCGCUCUCUCUCUCCACACCACACGUUCAUUCAAACUAACUUAAAAAAAAAGAUAAUAUGGAAAUUGAUGCAUUCAAAAUUAUAUGUACUUGUAUAAAUGGUGCAACAGUAAUAAAAUGUACGAAAUUGACUGAAA